AUGACGUUAGGGAGUCAAGCGGAAAUGAUCAAUGGAAACGAAGUCGAUGAUUCACAACUUUCUUCCUCUUCUUCUCAACAGUUGGUGGCCUUACGAUGCCAAUUUCACGCGGAACUGAAAGUGGGAGAAACGUUAGUGAUCGUCGGAUCGACGCCGUUACUCGGGAAAUGGAAAGCCGAGGAUGGGUUUAAACUCUCCUGGACGGAAGGGAACGUGUGGCGAGGGAAUUUACCCAUCGAGCGAAAAGAGUUUGAGUUCAAAUUGGUCGUGGAGAAGCGAUCGGGAGAGACGUUCUGGGAAAAAGGCACGAACAGGAAAGUGGAGGAGACGUUUAUGCAAGAAGUUGGAACGAACGCGGUGGAAGUGAAGAGUACUUUCGGGAAGAACGAGGACAUGGAGGUGAACGUCGCGGACGGGAACGCUUCGACGAUGGUGCAAUCGAACGUGGUGGAAUUCGCUCGCGAAGAAGCAGAAGGAAAGAAAGAAGAAGAAAAGAUAGUAGCAACGACGACGACAAAACCGACGACGACGAAAAAGAAAGCCGCGACGAAGACUAAAAAAGCUCCGUCCACUGGGGCGUAUAGAACCGUAGAGAAAGUGAAGUACGACAACGUCGCUUUGUUAAAAUUCGACGAAUUGAUGGAAAAGAACUCGACGAUUACCGCCGGUGAUUUUAAAGCCAUUUAUCCGGAAGACGCGAAGAUGAAAGCCGUGGAGAAGAGAACGGUCGAGUUCUUGUUGAAAGGCGGCGGUGGUAAGUUUUCGUACGCGUUGAACGAAGAGGCGAAAGGGUACGGUCAGUUGCUCUUGUAA
Messenger RNA from Bathycoccus prasinos, 813 nucleotides. Its product is annotated as carbohydrate-binding module family 20 protein. The record is from RefSeq and is a predicted model, not a curated record. Gene Ontology annotation, cellular component: membrane. NCBI's taxonomy places the organism in Eukaryota, Viridiplantae, Chlorophyta, Mamiellophyceae, Mamiellales, Bathycoccaceae. Gene Ontology annotation, molecular function: starch binding. The transcript has a single exon. Bases 1 to 813 code for a protein of 270 amino acids.